Messenger RNA from Blastomyces dermatitidis ER-3, 2883 nucleotides. Its product is annotated as alpha-amylase. The transcript is spliced from 8 exons. The coding region runs from base 873 to 2378 and encodes 501 amino acids. The record is from RefSeq and is a predicted model, not a curated record. Gene Ontology annotation, biological process: carbohydrate metabolic process. Gene Ontology annotation, molecular function: hydrolase activity, hydrolyzing O-glycosyl compounds; calcium ion binding. Lineage: Eukaryota; Fungi; Ascomycota; Eurotiomycetes; Onygenales; Ajellomycetaceae.
ACUCAUUCCACGUGUCUCCUUUCUGAACAUACCAAACCCAUAUACGUACAUACAUAUACCCAGUACAUAUUUACCUUAAUACUCCCUGUCUGCUAUACGAUUUUCCAGUUACAUUGCUCAUCAUAUAGGAGACCCAUUCUUUGAUCAAUUGCCCCUGGUCCCCUGAACUGUGCAUCGGUGUAUCAAAAAAUCACAGGCCGAACUACCCCUGAAACUUUAUUUAACUAUCCACACGCUAAUUCUUUUUUUUUUUUUUUUUUUUUUUUUUUUUUGUUUAUUUUAUUCUUUCUUGCUAUUUGAGAACAACGAGAUCAUAACUCAAGCACAGAAAGGAAGAAGAGAAAGAAAAAGAAAGAAACGGAGCAUGAACUAAACUGCGUAUACGUACAGAGUAUACUACUACAGUGAGACAGACGUGCGUGUGCACGUGACGUGUGAUAUCUUUCUUCCCUUUUUUCCCAACACUGUCUGCAUUAGUUUCUGAGAAGUGCAUCCUGUCCAGGGUGUUUGAGGCGGGAAGUGGCUGCGGCGGUGUCUGUCGGGACCCUCUUGUUGCGGAAGAAUGGGGUCUCUUAUAUCGUCAGCCUACCAGUAUAUAUUUCGGAAGCGGGAGACGCAAUGGCUUGAUAUUGACGGUAAGUUUUGUCUUUUUUGGCUGACCCUCUUCCUAUAUGUAAUUUUAUGGAUUUUUAUGGAUCUCCGUUGUUGGGUCUCAUUUUCUGUCUGGAUACGUAAUUCAUUUCUGACCGGCGACGCUUUAUUCGGUUUAUUCGACUGUCCUCCGCAAAUUUUUAAGCUCUUCCAUUUCAAAACUCAAUACCGUCAUUACCUAUGACUUCAACCCCGAUGAGUCGGGUGAGCAAAACCAGCUCAUGCUCCAGGCCUUCGAGUGGUACGUGCCUGAUGACCAGAAACAUUGGCGACGGCUGCUGGCAGCCCUGCCAAGUCUUAAGGCGAUCGGAGUGACCAGUAUCUGGCUCCCACCGGGCUGUAAGGCCAUGAGCCCGUCCGGCAACGGGUAUGACAUCUACGACCUUUACGACUUGGGCGAGUUCGAUCAGAAAGGGUCCAGGGCCACGAAGUGGGGGACUAAGGAGGAGCUUGUUGCUCUUGUGAAGAGGGCGCAUGAGAUGGAGAUUGCGGUCAUUUGGGAUACGGUGCUUAAUCAUAAAGCUGCGGCUGAUCAUACGGAGAGGUGUGUGGCGGUUAGGGUUAAUCCGAAAGACCGCAGAAAAAUCAUCAGUGAGCCCGAGGAAAUUGAAGCUUGGUUGGGUUUUUCAUUUCCUGGUCGGGGGACAAGGUACAGCAAAAUGAAAUAUCAUUGGUACCAUUUUACAGGAGUCGACUAUAAUGCCCGUAAUAAGAAAACAGGGAUAUAUAAAAUCAUGGGGCCCGAUACUAAGGACUGGGCGCGAGAUGUUAGCAAGGAGAAUGGCAACUACGACUAUUUGAUGUUUGCGAAUCUGGACUACUCCCAUCCAGAAGUUCGUGAGGACGUCCUGAAAUGGAUUCAAUGGAUAGGUGACCAACUACCGAUCGCUGGUCUCAGGUUGGAUGCGGUAAAACACUAUUCAGCUGGGUUUCUAAAAGAGUUUAUCGGCCAUGUUCAGCGAACGGUUGGGCCUGGCUGGUUCCUUGUGGCUGAAUAUUGGAAGGUAGAAGUCCGAGAACUUUUGGAAUAUUUAGGACGAAUGGACUACCUGGUCUCGUUAUUUGAUGCGCCAUUGGUCCACCGGUUUUCUCAGAUUUCGAGGACGGCAGGCGCUGAUUUGCGUAGGGUCUUUGAGGGGACUUUGGUUAAAUAUGAGCAGAAACAUGCUGUGACAUUUGUCAUGAACCAUGAUACUCAACCGUCCCAAUCCCUCGAGGAACCCAUAGAAGAUUUCUUCAAGCCGCUCGCAUAUGCCCUAAUCCUCCUUCGCAAAGAGGGCCACCCCUGCCUUUUUUACGGCGACCUGUACGGAAUGUGCGGUGGCUGCCAGGGCAUCCUCAAACCCUCCUGCAAUGACCGACUAGCCGACCUAGCCCUUGCUAGAAAAUUAUAUGCAUACGGUCGACAGCGCGAUUAUUUUGAUAAAAGGAAUUGUAUUGGAUUCGUCCGCCUGGGCGACUCAGCACAUCCAGAUGGUCUCGCUUGCGUCCUCAGCAACGGCCCUGCCGACACGAAGCGCAUGUAUGUAGGAAAAGCGCAUGCGGGCAGCGUCUGGACGGAGGUUUAUGGUUAUUGCCGUUCCAGAGUGAAGAUUGACAGUCGCGGUUAUGGUGUUUUUGGUGUGGUGUCACGUAACGUGAGCGUCUGGGUUCGUGAGGAUGCCAUGGGAAGGGAGAGCUUUGGGAAAUUUGAUUCGGAUAUCUACUCAUAUCUAGUUACUGACUGAUGUGCCAUUACACACUCUCCCCACUAGCCCACAUGUUUGCUUUUUUCUUCCUUUCUUUGUGCCUCAUACUCACCGUCUACUACUUCCCUCCCCUUACUGAUUUCCUUUCUCAUUGUUUUUAUAUAUAUCUCAUUCUCGUUUUUGAUCUAUUACCUGUACCUAUCUACGCACCUCUGCCUCUUCCCCGACCUCUACCAUGUUAUAUAUUGCACAUUUUCCGUCUUCGAAACUGGAGUUAAGAGUCUUUGGUUUAAAAGCUUCGAUUUUUGAGCUCACCUUGUAAUGCUUCCUACCAUUCUUUUUGAAUAUUUCCCCCCCAAUACCUGCUGCUGGAUUUUACACAGCAUAAUAUCUCUUUAUUUAAUCACUGUCAUAAAUAAACAUAGACAAACUAAUCUUUCUUUUUUCAUUUGAAGCUAUCAGAGAAAUUUCUCCGUUGAUUUAUCGAACUUAGUCUAUCUUAGAAAUCAAAAAGUCAAUACACAAGUUUUGGGGCAUAAUUGCG